AUGUUGCUUUUUGUUUUUAUAGAGAGGAUCUGACGAACUACUCUCAGGUAGUGUUCUCAGUAGUCCAAACUCUAAUAUGAGCAGCAUGGUGGUUACAGCCAAUGGUAAUGACAGUAAAAAGUUUAAAGGAGAAGAUAAAAUGGAUGGGGCUCCUUCUCGUGUUCUUCAUAUUCGAAAACUGCCUGGUGAGGUGACAGAAACCGAGGUCAUUGCUCUCGGCUUACCUUUUGGGAAGGUGACCAACAUCCUUAUGCUGAAAGGGAAAAACCAGGCAUUUUUGGAACUAGCGACAGAGGAAGCUGCUGUUACCAUGGUGAAUUACUAUUCUGCUGUGACCCCUCACCUUCGCAACCAGCCCAUUUACAUCCAGUACUCGAACCACAAGGAACUGAAAACAGACAACACCCUGAACCAACGUGCCCAAGCUGUUCUCCAGGCCGUGACGGCCGUGCAGACGGCAAACACGCCUCUCAGCGGCACCGCCGUGAGCGAGAGCGCUGUGACCCCCGCCCAGAGCCCGGUGCUCAGAAUCAUCAUCGACAACAUGUACUACCCCGUGACCCUGGACGUGCUUCACCAGAUAUUUACUAAGUUUGGUGCUGUAUUGAAGAUAAUCACAUUUACAAAAAACAACCAGUUUCAAGCUCUCCUCCAAUAUGGCGAUCCAGUAAAUGCUCAACAAGCAAAACUAGCCCUAGAUGGUCAGAACAUUUAUAACGCUUGCUGUACUCUAAGGAUUGAUUUUUCCAAACUUGUGAAUUUGAAUGUAAAAUACAACAAUGACAAAAGUAGGGAUUAUACUCGACCUGACCUCCCGUCUGGGGAUGGACAGCCUGCCCUGGACCCAGCUAUUGCCGCAGCGUUUGCCAAGGAGACAUCCCUCUUAGCUGUUCCAGGAGCUCUGAGUCCUCUGGCCAUGCCCGGAGUCUCCGCGGGCGGCAACACGGUCCUGCUGGUUAGCAAUCUGAACGAGGAGAUGGUUACGCCCCAAAGUCUGUUUACCCUCUUCGGUGUUUAUGGAGACGUGCAGCGCGUGAAGAUUUUGUACAAUAAGAAAGACAGCGCUCUGAUCCAGAUGGCGGACGGGCACCAGUCACAACUGGCCAUGAACCAUCUCAAUGGACAGAAGAUGUAUGGAAAGAUUAUCCGUGUCACUCUCUCCAAGCAUCAGACUGUCCAGCUGCCUCGGGAGGGGCUCGAUGAUCAGGGUCUCACUAAAGAUUUUGGUAAUUCCCCACUGCAUCGUUUUAAGAAACCUGGAUCCAAAAAUUUUCAGAACAUUUUUCCUCCUUCUGCAACCCUUCACCUGUCCAACAUCCCCCCUUCGGUCGCAGAGGAGGAUCUGCGGACGCUGUUUGCCAACACGGGGGGCACUGUGAAAGCGUUUAAGUUUUUUCAAAGAGAUCACAAGAUGGCCCUCCUGCAGAUGGCCACGGUGGAGGAGGCCAUCCAGGCCCUGAUCGACCUGCACAACUACAACCUGGGGGAGAACCACCACCUGCGAGUGUCCUUCUCCAAGUCCACGAUCUGAGGGCGGAGGCGGAGGCGGGUCACAGUGUUGUGUCAUCACCUAGUGACUGUUCAGAAAGUGGGGACCAGAGUUUGAUUUUUUUUUUCCUUUUUUUUCUCAUGCUGUUAUCAUUCCUUGGUUCUAAAACGAAAUGGCAUAUGUAAAGGCAGAGUAUUAACUGCUGAUUCCAUCUGUUCGAUAGGGAAGCCAUUUUUAUUGUCUGUUUAAAAUUUGUUUAAUUUUCCUUUUCUUUUUCAACUUAGUUGACAUACGUGCCUUAAAGGAAAACUAGUGUUGCUAUUGUGCAAUUCACUAGGAAUUUACAAGGGAUUGCUUGUCUCGGGCACACUGUUAUAUGGGGAUUACACUAUGUAUAGGCAGGGGUGUGUAAAAAGGUUAAGUUUUUGUUUCUCCUGCUUGGAACGUACUUUGAAUUAUUGGCUUGUCACAUUUCUUUCUAUUUAGUCAAAUAAGAUGCAGGAUAUUGAAAGAACAAAGCAGCAUUUUUUAGUUAUACUACCUUAGGCUUUAUUGCUUUAAAAACACAUUGGCCUUUUUGUAUCUCACAAUUCUGGUCUAGAUUCUGUUAGGAAUGUAGGCAUUAGUUGAAUUAACAAGAUGCAGAGUAUUAAUUUCUGUCAGUUUGAGCCCUACGUGGAAAGCAUUGUGGAACCUUAACCUUUUGUACACGCUCUUGUGGGACGCGUCCUAUAACUGCUGUCAGCACUAAGUAACGUCUUGUUUGUGGCUGAAUACUUUUCGUAGAUGUUUUUUGAAGUUGACAUGACUUAUGUGCAUUUCAAUACCUAUUGCCAUCCUUAGUUUGUGAUGACGACUGGACAUGGCUGUGGAUUUCUGAGCAUGGAGGCUGGUCUGGCUAGUGCAGGAACUGGUGCAUGUCUUUCCAAGAUGCAGAGAGUCACUGCAAACCUUUGCAGGAAGAUGAAUUUUGUGGCAGUUUUCUAAAACUGACAACCAGGUGGGACCAAAGUUUAUGUGCCUUUAGUCUUAAUUUACCUUGCAUUGUAAUAUUCAGUUUUAAUAAAUCUUCAAAAUAUUUUGUAUUUAGGAAUAGAUCUGACUUUAAUAAAAACAUGGCUCAGAAUCUACAGGUCAAAUUAAUUUGAACAGUUCUUGUCGAUCUGAAUUGCUGAUUCUGUUUAAAUGACCAAUACUUUUUGAAAUUGAUGUACUUCGUUUCAAGAUUCAUAGAUUCUGUUAUCUGUGUAGACAGAAUGGUCAUGUAUAUUUUCUAUUAGUUGAGUUUUUACAUCCUUAGAAAUGUAAAAUUCAGUCUAGUUUGGAAGCGGCACAAUUAAAAAUUACUUUUCUAACAAAGUCGGGAGGUUUGAUGGUGGUCUACUUUCCUUGUGUGUACUCUGCUCCCUCUGUAGCAUGCUCAAUAAACACUGCAGCUCUGCUCA
Messenger RNA from Myotis brandtii (Brandt's bat), 2934 nucleotides. It is a transcript of the gene PTBP2, whose product is annotated as polypyrimidine tract binding protein 2. Gene Ontology annotation, biological process: regulation of RNA splicing; mRNA processing. Bases 77 to 1531 code for a protein of 484 amino acids. Lineage: Eukaryota; Metazoa; Chordata; Mammalia; Chiroptera; Vespertilionidae. The record is from RefSeq and is a predicted model, not a curated record. The transcript is spliced from 13 exons. Gene Ontology annotation, cellular component: nucleus. Gene Ontology annotation, molecular function: mRNA binding.